AUGGGUUUACCGACGGACCCCUCUACCCAGCACGACGCUGAUGACCAUCCCUAUCCUUCCAACAUCGCUCUACCUCCGUCUCGUACCAACACCUUUGAGUCUCCCGGGGAGUCUCCCUCUCGUCCCUCCACGGACGCUGAGUCACAGCUUGAAUUGGCGACCCGUCACCGACCUAAGCGCAGCCUGGACGUCAAGGACGACCGUCCUGCCGAUACCCAAGUCUCACCUUCACGGGACCGCUCUCGACCCAAUGGCAAGCAGUCUAAUAGGAUGUGCGCAAAGUGCGGCGGUCAUCUGACUGGCCAGUUCGUACGCGCUCUGGGCGGCACCUACCAUCUUGAGUGCUUCACCUGCCAUGACUGCGGUAAAGUCGUCGCAUCCAAAUUCUUCCCUGUCCCCGAACAGCCGCCGAAUCAAUAUCCUCUUUGCGAAACGGACUAUUUCCGCAGAUUGGACCUACUCUGCCAUGCUUGUGGAGGCGCCCUGCGCGGCUCAUACAUCACCGCCUUGGAUCGCAAAUACCAUAUAGAGCAUUUCACCUGCUCUGUAUGUCCGACCGUAUUCGGCGCUCAGGACAGCUAUUACGAACACGAAGGAAAUGUAUACUGCCAUUAUCACUACUCCACAAAAUUCGCCCAGCGCUGCAACGGCUGUCAGACGGCCAUUCUCAAACAAUUUGUCGAAAUCUUCCGCAAUGGCCAGAACCAGCAUUGGCAUCCAGAAUGUUAUAUGAUACACAAAUACUGGAAUGUCCGGCUGCACCAAGGAGGGUCUUCAGAAGAACCCCUGAAUUCGGAAGAAAAUGCUACAGAAGAGAUGCGCAAGAUGGUCAAGGAAGGCGAGGAGAGUGUUGAGGAGAAGGUGCUCUGGAUAUGGCGCACACUCUCGUCUUUUGAAGAAAAAUCAGCAACAUGCAUCUCCGACAUGCUGUUACAUGUCAGCAACGGCGCCUAUGUUGACGGAGUCAUGACUGCCAAGAGGUUCAUUACCCACGUCGAUCUCCUUUUCUCUGCAGCCGAUCAUUUGGACCAAGUUCUGCAGUCUCACACAGCGAAGGGCUUGUCCUACUCUAGAGAAGCCAAAUUGCUCUGCAAGAAAGUUGUCGCCUUCUUCCAACUGCUUGCUGAAUCUCAGGAGACCGGUGUCAGGCGACUGGGUGUUACCCAAGAGCUUUUGUCCCUUGUCACAGGUCUAGCACACUACCUCAAGCUUUUGAUCCGCAUUUGUUUGCAGGGCGCGCUCAAACUAGAGCGUGAGACCGGCAGCCACGAGGGGCUUACAAACUUUUUGGACGAAAUUGGCGCGCUUGACGACAGACUCGAGGCUGAAGACGACAAAGACCCAAGGAGCGAGACCGAAAACUUUGUUGCGCGAUCUGCUGACAACUGCGCGGUUUGCGAUAAGUCCGUUGAGGACAAGUGCUUUGCACGCAGAGACAGGAGAUUCCAUGCCCAGUGUCUUACAUGCAGCAAAUGUUCAAGACCUCUCGCUGAUGAUCAUGCGAUAGCAAGAUGGGACGAGUCGUCUCAGAAACUCCUCUGCGACCGCCAUGCUGGAAACUCGGCCGAAGGAGAUGUCGUUUUCAUCAGUCGUCUACAACAAUAUGUCCACCUACUCCGCGUCGCCCACGCCAGGUUACUAGCUACACUUCGUACGAGCGGCGCUCUACCUCACACUUCAGAUGACCCGAAUCUCACAGACUAUGAUUCCAACAGAGGACAUCGUGUCUCGCCGAAGGGUUCCAUGGAUCCACCGUUACUUCGAUCAAACACUCGCUCCAAGUCAUAUGCCGGUUCGACCAAGCGUGAACAUUCACCAUCUUACGAGCAAACACUUGGAGACAUCCGAAGGCUACGAUCAACCCGCAUGGAGAAGAACAUUUCAACGACGAAUCGCAGAGCCCGCACAUCCAGAAUCAUUGACGGUCCAGAAGGUAUGCAUGGCGACACCGAAGACAAGCUUGAGCGUCGUCAAACGGGCAACUUCCAGAUUGUGGACGAUGGUGAAGCUGGUGGAUCACGCAUGUCACAGCUUCAGUUUGGCAAUCAUGAAUCCAUGACCCUAGACGAUAUUCCAAGAAUCGUUCAGGCACAGCAAACAAGAGAGCAAAGACCUAAUGCCUCCAAGUUCCACCGCGGACCUAUGAUACCUCAGGAACCAAGGCCAAAGCUCGUCAACAAUGGUCACACCCGACAUGUUUCGCUCGGCAACGAAGAAAAGCCAGCUCUCGUCGAAGGUGGAGCUUUCAGGACGAAGAAGUACUUCUCUGAGCUGUCCGCCCUUGAAUACUUUAUCGUUCGACAUGUGGCUGUUCUCUCGAUGGAGCCUCUUCUUGAGGGCCACUUCAAUCAAGAAGAGUUGCUUGACCUUAUCGAGACAAAGAGACCUACAUUCUGGGGUAAGUUCGGCAAGGCCUUCAAGCCCGAAGCAACCAAGAAGCACAAGGGGAACAAACGAGGCAUCUUUGGAGUCUCUCUUGAGCAACUGGUAGAGAAAGACUAUGCAGAAUCCACAGACGGUAUUGGGCCGGGUGCAUUGCGGAUACCAGUCCUUAUUCAAGAUGCCAUAUCUGCGAUGCGGACAAUGGACAUGUCUGUCGAGGGUGUGUUCCGCAAGAAUGGCAACAUCAAGCGACUGAACGACGUCAAAGAAGAGAUUGACUCCAAGGAGAUGGUCGACGUUGAUCUCACAAAGGAGAAUCCAGUGCAAGUCGCUGCACUCCUCAAGAAGUUCCUACGAGAGCUACCCGAUCCUCUCAUGACAUUCAAAUUGCACAAAUUGUGGAUAACGUCACAGAGGAUCACGGAUGAGGAAACACGACGACGAGUGCUCCACCUCACAUGUUGUCUUCUUCCGAAGGCACAUAGAGAUACGAUGGAAGUAUUGUUCAACUUUAUGCAGUGGGUGUCUUCAUUCUCUCACAUCGAUGAGGAGUCUGGUAGCAAGAUGGAUGUCCACAACCUUGCUACUGUGAUGGCGCCCAAUAUUUUGCAUCUAGGUAAACGCGAUGUGCCCUUAGAUGACAACUUGCUUGCCAUCGAGGCGGUUCAUUCACUCAUCGAGUUCAAUGAGUAUAUGUGUGAGGUGCCCGAGGAUCUAGCACUCAUUCUCAACGACUCUACUCUGUUCUCUGCCAGCGCCGACAUCACAACAAAAGAAAUAUUGAAACGUUACGGCGACCGCACCAAAGGACCUUCAAGCACACAAGGCGACGUAGCACCACCACCGCAAUCUACAACGCCGAAGUCCCGCGAAAGCAGGGGUAGUGCGCCUGUCGUCACUCGCGUUGAUACAGAUGCCGAACAAGCCAACGCAUGGGGGAACGAAGCGAGCGUACGCCAUGUCGCAGCAGACAUGCCACCACAGCCACCAUUUGCGAUGCAUCCUAAUAAGAGUUCCGAGAGUCAAGGAAGUCCUACCAGAAACGGCAACCGAAACAGCGGAUACACAUCAAGACCUAUGGUGACAUAG
Aureobasidium pullulans EXF-150 is the source of this 3471-nucleotide messenger RNA. RefSeq names its product GTPase-activating protein-like protein of the rho/rac family. The transcript has 6 exons. Gene Ontology annotation, biological process: actin cytoskeleton organization; signal transduction. Gene Ontology annotation, cellular component: cytoplasm. Lineage: Eukaryota; Fungi; Ascomycota; Dothideomycetes; Dothideales; Saccotheciaceae. The coding region runs from base 1 to 3471 and encodes 1156 amino acids. The record is from RefSeq and is a predicted model, not a curated record.